UCUGCUUAACAGCACUGUGUAUUCUUGACUGAUGAAAUGAAGUGAGCAUCAUCUGUGUGUGCCUGUUUGACUCUGGACACACCUCUCAUAUAGCCAAUAUUUAACCCAACAGUGUGCUGAGGAGAAAAAGUAUGUCAGGCUUCUUUGUGUUUUUUUUAUAUGACGAGGCCAGUGGUAAAAGUGCCCAAGUCCCUCUUUUGUCAGUUUCAAGUUGUCUGUCCUUGAUCAGUACCAAUGUUUGUUGAGCAAUCAACUUUUUCUUUGAAAAAAGUGCUUAUGUCCUAUUUCAGAGCAGUGGGUUUGGCUAGGAUUCUCUGUUGUUAAGCCUAAAAGCAGUGAAGUCCUGUAAACGUGACAUGCUAUUUAUAUUAAAUAAGUAAUGUUAGUCAGUGGAAGGUAGGAAGGGUAGGGUAAAACUACUUACAGCUUUACUCUGUGGGUUAGGAUAGGCUUGUGCUUUAUUUCUCUGAGCUUGUGAAACACUCUUUUUCUACACUUGGCAUAAAUAUGUUUUUUAAAAUCAGUUUUUUUAAAAGUCAACAGAUGUCCGAUAACAUGAACUAAGUGUAUAAUAUACAUAUAUGUAUAUACACUACUGUUCAAAAGUUUGGGGUCACUUUGUCAUGGGAUUCAAUAGGGAAGUGACCCCAAACCGUAGUGUAUGUAAAAUGUACAAAUAUAAAACGUUCAAAAUUUUCUUCGGGGGGAGCACACCCCCCUACAGGGGUUGUAUCCUUCUCACCUUUUUCACCCCUAACCUGUUUUCAUGUCUCUCAUGCUCUUUUUAGUGUCAACUCAGCUCAGUAAAGCCCACCAAAGCCUCCUCAUCAACCACCACCACAGAAGCUGUUCAACGUACCCAACUGGUCUAACGGCGGUGGUACUAACACAGGAGACUGUGAUGGCAGCAGUGGGAGGAGAGGCUCAUCUCAGCUGUCAACUCAGCGAGACAAGAAACGUCCUUCAAAUCACAUGGAAGAAAAUCUCACAUGAUGAAGAUAAGAUUAUUGCAAUUUUUGGCCAGAAAGUAAAUCCUGGAUUUACAGAUAAAGCUGAAUUUAAAGAUCCAGAACUUCAGAAAACCUCCAUAGUUAUCAGGAAUAUAACAGAAGAAGAUGAAGGUUGUUAUGCUUGUAUGUUCAACACCCCUGAUGGACCUCUGACAGCUGCAACCUGCAUACAGCUCUAUGAGCUGCAUGAACCCGUCCUUCAUGUCAGAGAAUCAAACUCCUCUGCAGAGUCAGUUGUGUCCUGUUCAGCCACAGGUCGACCUGCUCCCACUGUAACACUGACUGUUACACAACAGCACCUCAACUUCUUACACCACAACACUGUCAGUGUGAGCAACACCAACGGUACAGUCACCGUCACUGCUACAGCUGUACUGUCACGUUUCCGUGACAGCAGCAUUCAGGUUGGAUGUGCAGCUGGAGUGCUCUCAGGUCCUCGGAUAGAGACGUUUGUGAUGAUUCCUGAGCUCAAACCGACGUCUGAUGAUGAUGCAGAAUCUGGAUCUGAUCACACACGGUUCAGAUGGCCUUUGAUUGCUCCAAUUUCCAUGUUCUGUGGGUGUGUUGCUGUAGUAAUGGUCACUGUGCUCAGAAAUAAAGAUCAGAACAGGAACCAGCAUAUCAAUGAGAACCCUGAAACUGCAACCAGAGAUAUUUCUAAUGAUCUUAAGAUGAAUUAGAAUCGUGAACCUGCCACCAGAUCUCCUCAUCAGACAUUAAAGAAACUUCAUAUCAAUGAGAACCCUGAAACUGCAACCAGAUGAGUCUAAGACUUUUUAUUAUGCCAUUCUUCGCUUGUAAAGAAAUUUAAUUUUUCUUCUUGUAUUAUGUCGCAUUUUAAAUCUGUCUCUUUUUCUUUAUUAGGUCCGAGCCAUACAAAGUAUGGCGAGACCCUAUUGUU
Melanotaenia boesemani (Boeseman's rainbowfish) is the source of this 1911-nucleotide messenger RNA. Its product is annotated as OX-2 membrane glycoprotein-like. NCBI's taxonomy places the organism in Eukaryota, Metazoa, Chordata, Actinopteri, Atheriniformes, Melanotaeniidae. The record is from RefSeq and is a predicted model, not a curated record. Gene Ontology annotation, molecular function: cell-cell adhesion mediator activity. The coding region runs from base 767 to 1690 and encodes 307 amino acids. The transcript has 8 exons.